Durusdinium trenchii is the source of this 702-nucleotide messenger RNA. NCBI's taxonomy places the organism in Eukaryota, Dinophyceae, Suessiales, Symbiodiniaceae. The record is from the annotation of a GenBank genome assembly.
AUGCGUCAGGUGGCUUCCGAUCGAGCACGGAGGGAGUUUCUCACACGUUGGGGCCACGAGCGUCCCAGGGAAGUCUUCCGCACCGAGGAGGAGUCCAGCUCAGGUAGCACCAAUGCAGCUGAUGACUUUGAGCUUCUGGUGCCCUGCGGUCCUGGAGAGAUUUUUCCUGAAAACAGAUCUGCACGAGUUAGAGUUCGUGAUGUCCAAAAGGAGAGGCCAAUUGAAGGCACAGAAGCCUGGUGGAUUGAAAAGAGAAGCAAGGAAGAAAAGGAUUUGAAGACGACGAAGUUCUCUGCACUGCUUCAGGAGUUGGUCAGUGCAUUGGCAUCAGAAACAGCCAUGGAGGCCAUGUGUGCUACACAUUUGGCUCACUUGGGCAAGGCCCUCGAGGCCAGGUGCUACACCCUGCGACUCGACCAAAUCUGUCCGGCCUUGAAACUGCUUGGCCGUGCCUGGAAGACGGUCGAGGCCGCCUCCAAGCCUUCCGUCACAAGGUCGACCCUAGUGGUGCGAGAGCACUGGCGUCGCAUGAGCGAGGAGCUUCGGAUCUCCUGUCACUUCCUGGCCGAGCGGGUCUCGGCGGAGGCGUUGACCGGGAAGAUCUCAACAGUCACCAAGAGCCUCCAGGCUCUCGCAGAGUCAGAGACCUGUUCUCAAGAGCGCCUUGAUGCUCACCUGGCGCGCAUCAAGGCAACUGCGUGA